AUGCCUCUCAUCGCACAGAACCCCCAGCCCCGAGUCAUCCUGGGAUUGAUGACCUUCGGUCCCUCCCCGGACAAGGGCGCCCGUAUCACCUCGCUGGACGAAUACAACCGCUGCCUGGACUACUUCCAGCAGCAGGGCUUCAACGAAAUCGACACCGCCCGGAUCUACGUCGGCGGCGAGCAGGAAGCCUUCACAGCCAAGGCCAACUGGAAAGAGCGGGGCCUUACUCUCGCCACUAAAUGGUACCCCGGCCAGAACGGCGGCCACAAGGCCGAGGUCUUACGCGAGAAACUCGAGCUGUCGCUCAAGGAGCUGGGUACCGAUACGGUCGAUAUCUUCUAUCUGCAUGCCCCAGAUCGGUCGAUUCCUUUCUCGGAGGCGCUCGAGGCGGUCAAUCAGCUGCACAAGGAGGGCAAGUUUGUCCAACUAGGGUUGAGUAACUAUACGGCUUUUGAGGUCGCCGAGAUUUGUACGCUCUGCGCGCUGAAUGGCUGGGUGCGCCCGACUAUCUACCAGGGCAUGUAUAAUGCCAUCAGUAUGUACUCCCUUGCCAAUUCCACUGUUAGGGUUCUGACAUAUCCAGCGCGCAACAUCGAGACCGAGCUGAUCCCCGCCUGCCGCCGGUACGGCCUGGACAUCGUCAUCUACAACCCCCUUGCCGGUGGCCUGUUCUCCGGCAAGUAUAAGACGCACGAUGUGCCCGCCGAGGGCCGAUACAGCGACGCCAGCUCCACGGGCGCCAACUACCGCAAGCGCUACUUCAAAGAUGCCAACUUCGAAGCCCUGAGCGUCAUCGAGCCCGUCGUUGAGAAACACGGGCUGACGCUGGUGGAGACGGCGCUGCGCUGGGUGCACCACCAUUCGGCGCUGAAGAUGGACAACGCUGGCCGGGACGGAAUCGUAAUUGGCGUUAGCAGCUUCGAGCAACUGGAGUCCAACCUGGAGAAUGUCCGGAAGGGCCCGCUGCCCCAGGAGGUGGUGGAGGCGCUUGAUCAGGCGUGGAUGAUUGCCAAACCGACGGCGCCGAACUACUGGCAUUUGGAUCUGAAGUAUACGUAUGACACGCAGGCGGCUCUGUUCAAGCCCAAGGCGUAG
Penicillium lagena is the source of this 1095-nucleotide messenger RNA. Its product is annotated as aldo/keto reductase family protein. The transcript has a single exon. Gene Ontology annotation, molecular function: oxidoreductase activity. Lineage: Eukaryota; Fungi; Ascomycota; Eurotiomycetes; Eurotiales; Aspergillaceae. The coding region runs from base 1 to 1095 and encodes 364 amino acids. The record is from RefSeq and is a predicted model, not a curated record.